Messenger RNA from Vespa mandarinia (Asian giant hornet), 7342 nucleotides. RefSeq names its product chitin-binding domain protein thawb (gene thw). Gene Ontology annotation, cellular component: extracellular region. The record is from RefSeq and is a predicted model, not a curated record. NCBI's taxonomy places the organism in Eukaryota, Metazoa, Arthropoda, Insecta, Hymenoptera, Vespidae. Gene Ontology annotation, molecular function: chitin binding.
CUCGAGGACUCGUCAGUAUCGCGACGCGACUCAUCCGCGAUGUUUACUAUUCUAUUUCUUUGAACUUUCGCGUGUAACAUCGUAAAGGUCGCGCCACGUGAUAGAAUCGUACGAGACGAGUUUAAUAAAAAGUAAUUCUUAAAACGUGUCGACGAUAUUAAAGGAUAUUAUUUUAAUCGAUUAUUUAACAUUGCCGCGAGGACACCGGGGGACAUCUCUUCGACAUUUUUUUUUCUCCUCUCUUCGAGGGUAAAAUAUCUUGAUCGAUCAUUUACGUACAGAAGGUAAUCGUUCAAAGUGAUCACGAUAAGGAUGACGGUGUAGCAAGAAAGGUUCGUGCUUAAUCCAAGAGAAGCGACUGAGGUUGAUCCAAAAGGAAAGACGUCAACACAUGAAUCAAUAGAUACAUAUAUACGCGAGGAACGAUGAAUGCACUAGUAAACAUUCUUCUAAUUUGUGUCGCAGUUACGGUUCUGCCUGGCCAUUGCGAGAGAAAGGAGUCGCAGGACGAUGCAAAAGCGAGAUUACCGGAGUUCCUGUCGGAAUUGGAUCUGGCAAGUCUCGAGGCAUCCGAGGAAGACGUCGAGGCAUUGAAAAAGAUUGCCAAGAGAUUGGCACCAGAGAAGAAUGGCGAGUACCAAGUCUAUCAAGUCUUCUUUGGGAACGAGGAUCUUCUUAAGGAGUGGCUCAAAGGAGCGGGUGUAUCUGGACAACCGGGCGUUGAUUUUCCAACCUUCACGACGAUCCCAGCAACUUCCUUCAGUUGUCGCGGAUUGAAAGGUGGUUACUAUGCUGAUUUGGAAACGAAUUGUCAAGUCUUUCACAUCUGUGACAAUGGACGUAAGAUAUCGUUUCUUUGCCCGAACGGUACCAUCUUCCAGCAAUCCCAAUUGAUUUGCGAUUGGUGGUUCAAAGUCGAUUGCAGUAAGUCGACGGAACUCUAUGAGCAGAGUGCCGAACAGCUAGCCGAGGAAGAGAGAAAACGUACAGAGGAAAAGAAAAUGAAAUCCGAGUUUCAUCGUACCGUUGAUCACGACGAACUCGAUUAUCAUCAAGGUCAGGACAACUACGAUGGCAGACAAAACGGUAGAACGAAUCCGUUUGGUCAAUCCGCGAGACCCAAUCAAAUUCAAGACAACACCGAUGGUUUUAAAUCUCAAUUCAAACAGAGUAACGUUUUCGAUCAAACAAAUGGAAGAUCCGGCAAUCAAUUUGUACAGAACUCCAAUUCUAAUGGUUUUCAAAGUAACGAACAAGAUCUGGAGGAGAAUUUCAAUCCAAAAUCCAAACAAGGACCAACCUUUAAUUAUCGAACGAUAAAUAGACAACAAAAUCAACUGGUAGAUACUCAAAAUGGUAAAUACAAUCAAUAUAAUCCAAGCUACGAGGAGAAAUUUCAAGAGGGUACUCAAGGCAAUCAAGAUCAGUCUAACAAUUCCCAAGAUUAUUAUGGAUCAGCUGGUACACAAAACGUAGCUUUACGUAACGAGAGACCUAUCGGUAGGAAUACGAAAACGAGAACGAAUUAUGCUCGAAAUUUAAAUAAUUUGAAUUCGCCAACUCAAAAGGCUACGCCAGCAUACAUGGAAACGACGACAUUUAGAACGACUACUUCGAGUCCUGUAAAAGAAUAUCAACAGUUUGCCGAAAGUGCAGCUUUCGUAUCUAAUCGUGGUAAUUAUUAUAACAACAAUGCCGCCAAUCGUCAAUAUUAUUAUCAAUCUUACAACAAUCAAGAAUCAACGACGAGAGAUUCAACAACAACGACGAAAGAAAAAACUAGUUCGCCUGUGAUCAGGACUAGAUUUAGUAUACCACCAUUCCCUGGUCCAACGUUCACGCCAAUUUACAAACCACGAACUACCACCGUACAGAGUCACGAGACAACAUUACAAUAUACUACAACAACCGAAAAGACUUUGGAUAGUACGGAUUACUACAGACAGCCUUAUACAACGGAAACAUCAUAUGGUUUUGGCGGUGUCGUUGAAACUGUUGCCACAACUAAUCGCCCAGAAACUGAGGAUUAUCAGACCAGUACGGAAUCCAUUUCCACGGCAGCGUUAAAUGGAAAUUAUCAUGAAAACUCGGAAAUACAAGCGGCUUAUCGUACCGACCUAGAUACGAGUAAUCCCAAUCGAGAGACGUAUUCGAAUUAUUAUCGAAAUAAUAAUGAAUAUAAUAGGAAUAAGAUGAUUGAGGACGAUCAAGAGACGACGAGUUAUACCACUACGAGAUCUAACGUUAAUACAGAAAAUUAUCGUGAUUAUACCGAAGACGUAGGAACGACGGCAGCUUCUAUCGAUUAUUCAAACGACAUUCUCGAUAGACAAAAGUCGACGGGUUCGGAGACAGAGACGAAGAUUGACGCUAAGGAAGCUACGAGAAAUUUACCGAGUUACCGUGCUAACUCGAUAAACCUGUCGACGGAAAAACCAUCGAGGAGUACUCAGCAAUAUUCGACAACCGGAAAGACCUUGAGUCCUUACGACACCAGUUUUACGUACAAACAGGGCAAAGUAAUGUCAACGUUAGGUCCUUACAUACCGUUCACGAAGAAUUACAUUCAUUCGAGUACUUCGACUCCUACAACAAUUACGACCGCUAAACCACCUGUAUAUACAGCCACAGUACCUAGUUUUACUUCUACCGUAUCUAAUUAUCGGAAUUCUAAGAACCUGGUAUCAAAGUCUAAACAAUAUUUCUCUUCGUCGUCGACUAAUAAAUUAAAAGGUAGUAGUAGUUCGAGUUCGAGUUCGAGUUAUCUACCAGAAUCACGAAGCACUUUAAGAAUUGGCUCGGCUUUAGAGAAUAGGCCCGCCAACGAGAGAGAACACGUACUCGAUAUGUUACAUUCUCUUCAAGGUUUAGAAAACGACGUAAACACGUCCGUUAAUUCUCGUACGAGUUUAUCGACAGCCUCCGGGCCAUCUACUUUACAUUCACUCGCUCUUUACUUUGCCACUGCCAGCGAAAACUUUGCGUCGAGAGAAUCGACAGAGUCAAAUACCGAUCGUCCAGAAGAAACUGUGGAAACGUCGACGGAGAAAAGGGAUGAGUCCACGGUGGAACUACCAAAGAGUAUACUUACCCAACAGACGGUCGAAUCCUAUGCUGAAUUAUUUAAACUUAACAACGCUCUUGAGAUCAACGAUACGAGGAUAGAGGAUUCCAACGAGUUUGAGAAUUCCAAUGACGAUUUGGAUCUUCAACAGAGCGAGGGUCCAGUAAACGGAGCAAAUAAAACGGAUGGAACGAAGCUUCGUGAGCUUGCACAAGUAUUCACACAUGCUUUAUCCGCCUACUUGCAAGAUCCCGACACGUUCAAGAAGGUACUCACUGAUAUAAGGCCAACCGAUCCAAACUGGACUACCGAAAGCGAUCAGAGUGAAACCACUACUUCUUAUCCGACCACAGUAACCGAAGAAUUUCCAUCGGUUACCAAGGAGAAAGACGAGGUAUUGGAUUUCUCGGAGGAUGUGAAUGGAACGAGAAGACGAAAGCCAACAAGCGUGUAUCCGAGCGUCUAUCAAGCACCUUCCAUCGCGAUUACGAGUAGCACCUAUAAGCCUUAUUUGUCUCAACGUGACUAUUAUGGUUCAACCUUACCACCUGUUCAGGCUGCACGUCGUGACUUUUAUACGACUGGAUUCCCUGAAACAUAUCGUCGCGAUGUUUAUAAAUCAACUUUGUCGUCUGCUAGAUCGAUCGGCAGUGUUUCUCAAUCGACCAUUAAUACAGUUCGAUCUUUCGAAGACAAUGGUUAUCAAACGACAACAUGGUUACCUCCUAAAACGCAAAACAGUUAUUACACGACAACGAUAGCUCCUACGGAGGAUACAUUAGAUCAAACUACAACUUCCUCCUUGAACGAUCUAUCCAAUAAUAAUGAUUAUUAUGAAUCUUCGACCUUGCCGGCUGACAACAACUUUGCCUACGUAGUAAACAAUGCGUUCAAUAUCGGCAAUGAUAAUCGUAUACCAGUCAGUAGUGUCGAAACAAGCGAACAUAGCGGAUCGUCUAAAGACGAUUAUUUCCCAGUGGAAUAUAAAUCCGGAGAAAAUCAAUACGAUGAUACUUCUAAUGGAACCAUUAACAGAUCAGAUCCUUAUGGCAAACAUGUGAAACCUCUUGGUAUUACGCCGAUACAUAAGAAUUAUGUACCUUCCUCGACGCCAGCUUAUUAUCUACAAUACGCACAAGAUUCGCGUUUAGGUAACAAAUCAGAGAGAUUUGGUACGCCUCAUUAUUUCAAGCCAGAAGAUAACAAUAACGACGAUGGAUCACGGGUUGCUGAAGUAUCGAAUAGUAUAAUAUCCAGCUCUACUACGUCGAUACCGCCAAAAAGGAUCAGCAAUAAUCCAUUCAGAAUACGUUAUUACGAUUCAAGAAUCCCGGAUGAGUCUCUUGUAACAGCUCGUAGUUCCUAUCAGAAUUUUAGAACUAGUCAGAAUCGUGUCGAGGGUAACAUCAAGCAAACGGAUAAAACGACAGAGAGGUCAGUGACGAUGACAUCGAUAUCGUCAUCGAACAUUGGACUAGAUCCGAUAACGACUACGGUGAUAGACUUUGAUGACUCUUCUCACGUUACUACGGUCACUCGAAAUGCUUCGAACAAUAAUUCGAUUCAAAACAAUACGGCUUCGAAUAUAUUGAGCAAUGAUCAUUGGACGUCCUCGCCUAUGGUAACUCAACUCUGGGAAAGUACUAUUUUCAUCGAUCCUAAACGUAUAAAUCAUGGUUUAGAGGAUGAUCCUUCCUCGAAGGAAAUUACUUCGAACGAAUCAUUUUCAACUUUGAAACCAACACGUAGUAGUACAUUGGAUUCUCUUAAGAACAAGAUUUUUAACAUAAAUACCUACGAUGAUGCUACGAAAUCAUCGAUUACGAGCGAGGAUAUAUCAACGCCUUGGCAAUGGACACAUAACAAUGAUGACUCACCUACUACGUUUACUUUAUUACCAAGUGUAUUCACAGGUGAGAACACGGCUACCCCUACACCGAUUUAUACUACACGUUCCAGUAUAACAACAACAAUAACGUCUUCUGUAACAUCGACCAACACCAUACCCAAAGACAAUGCUUUGGUUUCCUUGUUACCAUACGCUACUACAACUUCGAGUGCUUCGAACACGAGUGACAACGAGGUUGUCAAGGCUAAGAGGAUCUUUGGCAAACUUAACGAGAGCAGUUCGGAUACCUUGAUGAAAGUGAUGAAACAAGCUGACACCAAUGAAACCGUUAGACAAUUAGUCCUAUUGUUGAUUAAUCAUUGUAACGGACCAAUGAACAAAACAAUGGAGGAAGAGAAGGAACAAUUGUUAAAUGCACUUUUAAGGAUGCCAGUUAACAGAUUCUCCACAGAGGAGUCACGUGAAAUAGUAGCUGGUAUCAACAAAUUGACAUUACCGAUCGGUAGACGAUCAUCUUCGAGAUCGAACGAACCAGAUUCUAGGAUGUCAUCGACGACACCUAGAUCUUCCGAACCUUCGAUCACGACAUUCCGUAGUAAACAAGGUAGAAAAUUUCGUACAACCACGGAUAAUCCGUCAGUCUUCUCAAGAAGAUCGGAUGAUCCUGAUACGGAAGAAACGAUUGACUCGUUAUCGGAAACAUCAGUGUCCGAUAACAGAGCAUUAGAUCUUUUACGAUCUCUUUAUUCGGUCGCUGCUAAAUGGGGUUGAAAUUCUAAAGGUAAUACAUUCGAAAGAAUUUUCGAUAAAACAGAGGACGCUCGUGCGUUAAAACCAUGAACGUUCCUAAUUAUUAUUAUUAUUAUCUUUCUUUUUUUGUUUUCUUUUUUUCGACGAAGUAGGAUUAAUUAUUUACGAAAGAAAAGAAAAAUGACAAAAUAAAAAGAGAAAAAAGAAAAACUAAGCGGGACAUUUGACUGCUCCGAAAGAGGAAAGCAAAGAAAUGAAAAGAAAAAAAAAAAAGGAAUAAAACAAAGAAGAAGAGCAAUUAUGAACGAGAACUGUUUUGCUAAAAUGCCGAUAGACAAGUAGCAGUUCGAUCGAUAGUUAUUAUUUAUAGUUUCGUUAUAUAGAAAAUAAGAAUAUACGAUCUUUUAACAUUCCGCAUUAUGCGAUUGAUCGGAUUAACGUCCCGAUAAAACGAUAUAUUAGAUGUUACAAGUCUCGGUUUAAAGCCAUUCAAGAUAAUCGAUUUAUUCAAUUUUGGUUAAUGUCUGACAGUCACGAUAAUGGAGGUCGUUGAACUUAUCUACCAGUUUCAUUCGUUUCGAAUUUUAAACGAUUCUCUUUUUUUCUAGGGAAUUUUUUUCUAGGGAAUAUUAUAUAUAUAUAUAUAUAUAUAUAUAUAUAUAUAUAUAUAUGUAUAUAUGUGUAUAUAUACAUAUAUACAUAUUUAUACAGAAAUUGAGAGAUGAAUAGAGAGAGAUCACUUGCAAUUGCUAGUUAAAAAGACAAUGUCGAUUAAAGAUAGAACGUAAGUUUAUAUUAAAAUGCAUAGAUAGUAGCUCGUAGGGACAUUUUAUCGUUGAAAUUUGUUCAGAAAAUUUAAAUUUCUCUAAUAGACUUUCAAAGAAGGGAUCCACGACCAUAUUAAUGUCUUCUUCUGUGUAAAUCUAUAUUUAACGCGUAUUACUAAUAAAUUUCUAAAAUACUAUGAUAUAAUAUUAUAAGAAAUUUUCGAUCAAAAGAUAUGGCAGAUUUGAUCACUUUGCAAGAUAGUAAAAGAGAAAUAUAAAAAAAAAAAAAAUAAAAAAGAGAGAAAAAGGAGAGGAAAAAAAAUAAUUUUCUUUUUCCUUCACGAUUUGUGUCUCUCUCUCGUUAUUGCGACCGUCCAAAAAGGAACGAUCUUCAAGUGUUAGUUAUAUGAUCGUACAUAUAUAUAUAUAUAUAUAUAUAUAUAUAUAUGUAUGUAUAUAUAUAUAUAUAUAUCUAUGUACGUAUUACAUACCUACAUACCUACAUAUAUAGAAUACGAUUCUGAACGAACGAUGCUUCGUUUUAUGAUCAUAAGGAAACCUAGCAAACGGUAAAUCAUCAACGAUCUUCCUUAUUUGAUGGUAAUCGCUUUCGUAAAAUAUUAUAUCCCUAGGAUGAUUUAUGUUUUACGAUAGAAAUUACAUACAUGUCUGUAUGUGUGUAUAUGUGUGUGCGCGCGAGCGAAUGUGUGAGUGUGUGUGUGUGUGUCUUGCGUUCUCCAUUACGUUUGCACGUGAAUCUAUCCAAAAGAAUUCCCACGCUUGAGAAAGAGAUGACGCGUGUUGAAAAUCUUUUCGAAAAAAAAAAAAAAAAAAAAGUCGAGAACGCUGACCAAAAAUAAAGAGUAUCGAGAAUUUAAAAAAAAAAGAAAAAAAAAAGAGAGAAAAAAUAAA